Molecule: messenger RNA, 366 nt
Organism: Staurois parvus
Lineage: Eukaryota; Metazoa; Chordata; Amphibia; Anura; Ranidae
Source: the annotation of a GenBank genome assembly
CCCAGCAGUGCCACCCACAAGUUCCGCCCACCUGUGCCCAGCAGUGCGCCCACUAGCUCCGCCCACCUGUGCCCAGCAGUGCACCUACCUGUGCCACUCUGCAGUGUCACACACCUGUGCCCAGAAGUGCCACCUACCUGUGCCCAGCAGUGCCACCCACCUGUGCCCACCCACCUGCGCCCACCAGUGCCACCCACCUGUGCUGCCCACCAGUGCCACCCACCAGUGCAGCCCAGCAGUGCUGCCAGUCAGUGCCACCAUCAGUGCCCAGCAGUGAUGCCAGUCAGUGCCAUCUAUCAGUACCCACCAUCAGUGUCACCUAUCAGUGCCGCCUAUCAGUGCUGCAUAUUAGUGCCGCCUAUCCCU